UCCUAAAUUUUUAUUUCGUUUUAUUAAAUCAUUUUUUGAGCUCGAAAUCAAAAACUUUACCAUUGCCGUCGUUUUUAGCUUCAUCAAGAAGAUAGAUAGAGAGGCAGCGAGAGAGAAAAUUUAGAUAGAGAGAGGCGAACUUUUCGAAUCUUCGAUCGAAGAUCUUGAAGACUCGAAGAUCGACUUCGUUUCUUCUCUGAUCUGAUGAGAGAUGGCAGCUCCAGUCAAUAUUGUUGUAGGUUCUCAUGUGUGGGUUGAAGACCCUGAUUUGGCUUGGAUAGAUGGGGAGGUUUCAGGGAUCAAUGGCCAUGAAAUCCAUGUGCGUACAACGCAUGGAAAGUCGGUCGUUGCCAAUAUAUCAAGAGUAUUCCCCAAGGACACAGAAUCUCCACCUGGAGGAGUGGAUGAUAUGACGAAACUGUCAUAUCUGCAUGAACCGGGUGUUUUACAAAACCUGGCCACUAGAUAUGAACUUAAUGAGAUCUAUACAUACACUGGUAACAUAUUGAUUGCAAUAAAUCCCUUUCAAAGAUUGCCUCAUCUUUAUGAUACCCACAUGAUGGAACAGUACAAGGGAGCAGCAUUUGGUGAGCUAAGCCCUCAUGUCUUUGCUGUGGCUGAUGUGGCCUACAGGGCGAUGAUAAAUGAAGGGAAGAGCAAUUCCAUUUUGGUUAGCGGAGAAAGUGGUGCUGGUAAGACAGAAACAACAAAGAUGCUUAUGAGGUAUCUUGCCCACUUAGGUGGACGCUCUGGAAUAGAAGGAAGGACCGUCGAACAACAAGUUCUCGAAUCAAAUCCAGUCCUUGAAGCAUUUGGAAAUGCCAAAACUGUUCGAAAUAACAAUUCCAGUCGCUUUGGCAAGUUUGUUGAGAUUCAAUUUGAUAAGAGUGGAAGGAUAUCUGGCGCUGCUAUAAGGACUUACUUGCUUGAAAGGUCUCGUGUCUGUCAAAUUAAUAGUCCAGAAAGAAAUUACCAUUGCUUCUACCUUCUAUGUGCAGCUCCAUCUGAGGAAAUUGAGAAAUAUCAAUUGGGGAAUCCCAAAUCAUUUCAUUAUCUCAACCAGUCUGAUUGUUAUGAGCUGGACGGGGUUAAUGAUGCUCAUGAGUAUCUAGCUACCCGAAGAGCCAUGGAUAUAGUUGGGAUUAGUGAGCAAGAACAGGAAGGAAUAUUCAGGGUUGUAGCUGCAAUUCUUCACAUUGGGAAUAUUGAUUUUGCGAAGGGGGAGGAGAUAGAUUCAUCUGUUAUCAAGGAUGAGAAGUCAAGGUUCCAUCUUGAGAUGGCGGCCAAACUUCUCAUGUGUGAUGCCCAGGGCUUAGAGGAUGCACUCAUUAAGCGAGUGAUGGUGACACCAGAAGAAGUCAUUACAAGAACUCUUGAUCCUGGUUCUGCCAUUGUCAGCAGAGAUGGUUUAGCAAAAACAAUCUAUUCACGCCUCUUUGACUGGUUGGUUGACAAGAUCAAUAUAUCUAUAGGGCAGGAUCCAAACUCUAAAUCUUUAAUUGGAGUUCUUGAUAUUUAUGGGUUUGAAAGUUUUAAGUGCAACAGUUUUGAACAGUUCUGUAUCAAUUUUACAAAUGAGAAGUUGCAACAACAUUUCAACCAGCAUGUCUUCAAAAUGGAGCAAGAGGAGUACACUAAGGAGGAAAUCAACUGGAGUUACAUAGAAUUUGUUGAUAACCAAGAUGUUCUGGACUUGAUUGAAAAGAAACCCGGUGGUAUUAUUGCACUGCUUGAUGAAGCUUGCAUGUUUCCUAAGUCAACACACGAGACAUUUGCUCAGAAGUUAUAUCAAACAUUUACAAAAAGCAAGAGGUUUAUCAAGCCAAAGCUUUCUCGUACCAAUUUCACUAUUUCUCAUUAUGCAGGCGAGGUAACGUAUCAAGCUGAUCACUUCUUAGACAAAAACAAAGAUUAUGUGGUUGCUGAACAUCAGGAUUUAUUGAAUGCUUCCAAAUGUUCUUUUGUGGCGGGUCUAUUUCCACCACUUCCUGUGGAGACGUCCAAGUCUUCUAAAUUUUCUUCGAUUGGAUCACGUUUUAAGCUACAACUUCAAUCGCUGAUGGAAACCUUAAACUCUACGGAGCCUCAUUAUAUCAGAUGUGUGAAGCCAAACAAUGUCCUUAAACCUGCUAUAUUCGAGAAUGCUAAUAUUAUUCAACAGCUACGAUGUGGUGGUGUCCUUGAAGCAAUUAGGAUCAGCUGUGCUGGAUAUCCAACUAGAAGGACAUUCUAUGAAUUUGUUAAUCGCUUUGGUGUCCUUGCCCCAGAGUUUUUGGAAGGAAACUUGGAUGACAAGGUCACUUGCCAAAAGAUUCUAGAUAAAAUGAAGCUACAAGGUUAUCAGAUAGGUAAAACCAAGGUAUUUCUUAGAGCUGGACAGAUGGCAGAACUGGAUGCCAAAAGAGCUGAGGUACUGGGAAGAGCAGCGAGAAGCAUACAGAGGCAAAUUCGGACACACAUUGCGCGUAAAGAAUUCCUUAUGUUACGCAAGGCUGCCAUUCAUUUGCAAUCACAUUGGAGAGGAAAGCUUGCCUGCAAAUUAUAUGAAAACAUGAGGCGUGAGGCAGCAGCAAUAAAGAUUCAGAAGAACUUGCGUCGACACAUUUCGAGGAAAUCCUAUAAAACAGUUCGAGAAUCUGCAAUCAUCUUGCAGACAGGUUUAAGGACAAUGAGUUCGCGCAACGAAUUUAGGUUCAGAAAGCAAACUAAAGCAGCUAUUGCUGUCCAGGCUCAAUGGCGGUGUCACAGAGAUUAUUCAUACUACAAGAAUCUGAAGGAUGCAUCUUUAACUUAUCAGUGUGCUUGGAGACAAAGGAUUGCGAGAAGAGAGCUCAGAAAGCUCAAAAUGGCUGCAAGAGAGACCGGGGCUCUUAAAGAAGCAAAAGACAAACUGGAAAAGCGUGUAGAGGAGCUGACAUGGCGUUUGCAAUUGGAAAAACGAUUAAGAAGUGAUCUAGAGGAGGCAAAGGCUGCAGAAAUUACUAAGCUGCAAGAGACCUUGCAUGAGAUGCAAUUACAAGCGGACGAAACAAAAUCCCUGCUUAUCAAGGAAAGAGAGAUUGCACGGAAGGCCAUUGAAGAAGCCCCACCAGUUAUCAAGGAAACCCCUGUAUUAGUUCAAGAUACAGAAAAGAUAGAUUCCCUGACAGCUGAAGUUGAACACGUAAAGGCUUUACUGGUCUCAGAGAGGCAGUCAGCUGAUGAUGUGAAAAAAGCAUAUGCUGAAGCUCAAGAUAGAAAUGGCGAACUCAUGAAGAAACUUGAAGAUGCUGAAACCAAAGUUGAUCAGCUUCAAGAUUCUGUUCAGAGGCUUGAAGAGAAGCUCUCCAACCUUGAGUCAGAGAAUCAAGUACUUCGUCAACAGGCACUCGCCAUUUCACCCACUAGCAGAGCUUUAUCUGGGCGCCCAAGAACAACUAUUGUUCAGAGAACUCCAGAUAAUGGGAAUCUUUUGCAUGGUGAAACAAAACUUGCAUUGGAUAUGACUCCUGCUGCAGUCAAUUACAAGGAGCUUGAAAAUGAGGAGAAGCCGCAGAAGUCUCUCAAUGAGAAGCAACAGGAAAACCAGGACUUGCUGAUCAAGUGCAUUUCGCAAGACCUUGGCUUCUCGAAUGGGAGACCUAUUGCGGCUUGUGUCAUAUACAAAUGUCUUCUUCACUGGAGAUCAUUUGAAGUUGAAAGAACUACUGUUUUUGACCGAAUCAUUCAAGCAAUAGGCUCUGCUAUAGAGACUCAGGAGAACAAUGAUGCACUAUCUUACUGGUUAUCCAAUUCGUCCACUUUACUUUUGUUCCUACAACGGACAUUGAAAGCAAGUGGCGCAGCUAGCUUGACUCCACAAAGACGAAGACCCUCGUCAGCUUCUUUGUUUGGGAGGAUGUCUCAAGGACUCCGAGGGUCUCCUCAAAGUGCUGGGCUCCCUUUCCUUAAUGGUAGGAUGCUUAGUGGAUUGAAUGAUUUGCGCCAAGUAGAAGCCAAAUAUCCAGCUUUGCUCUUUAAGCAACAGUUAACAGCUUUCCUUGAGAAGAUUUAUGGGAUGAUAAGAGAUAACUUGAAGAAAGAGAUAUCCCCAUUGCUGGGAUUGUGUAUCCAGGCACCAAGGACAUCCCGUGCAAGUUUGGUCAAAGGAUCACGUUCUCAAGCUAAUGCCAUGGCACAACAGGCUUUGAUUGCACACUGGCAAAGCAUCGUUAAAAGCCUGAAUAACUAUUUAGGAAUAUUGCGAGCCAACUAUGUUCCUCCAUUUUUAAUCCGGAAGGUGUUUACCCAAAUAUUUUCCUUCAUAAAUGUUCAGCUUUUCAACAGCCUUCUCUUGCGAAGGGAGUGCUGUUCAUUUAGCAAUGGGGAAUAUGUGAAAGCUGGAUUGGCUGAGUUGGAAAGAUGGUGUUUUGGUGCAACUGAAGAGUAUGUAGGUUCAGCCUGGGAUGAACUGAAGCAUAUCAGGCAGGCAGUUGGAUUUUUGGUGAUACAUCAGAAGCCAAAGAAGUCAUUGAAGGAGAUAACCAAUGAUUUGUGUCCAGUGCUUAGCAUACAACAAUUGUACAGAAUCAGUACUAUGUAUUGGGAUGAUAAAUACGGGACACAUAGCGUGUCUUCGGAGGUUAUUUCAAGCAUGAGAACAUUGAUGACUGAGGACUCAAACAAUGCAGUCAGCAGUUCUUUCUUGCUGGAUGAUGAUUCAAGCAUACCAUUCUCUGUGGAUGAUAUAUCCAAAUCAAUGGCACAAGUAGAUGCAUCUGAUGUUGAUCCACCACCAUUAAUCCGUGAAAAUUCAGGGUUUUCAUUCUUGCUACAGCGGUCAGAUUAAUGAUUUUUAAGUGCAAUAUGACUUGCACGAACUGUGCAUAUUUGUAAAUUAUAUAUCAUUAUAUGCCUACUUAUCCAGCAGGCAGCUUGGUAUAUCAGAAUAUAGGUCUUGUUUUAUUUUCAUUUUAUUUUGAUUUAUUGAUUGAUUUUAUUUUUUUAAGAGCAAGGUAUUCAAAGCAUACAGGUCUCUUUUUGUGGACCUGUAGCUAGUGUGACAUGCACGCUGGUUUAGAUUGCCUUAGGAGAGGAUUCUACAACUGUUUUGAGUAUUGUUGCAUGUUUGUAAUGUAAUUGAUGAUAGUACUGAAGCCACUUUUGGAGGCUUAUAUAUUAUUCUUUGUAUGUGAAAAGCUAUUUGUUUGUAAUAUAUCAUUUUUUAUGUUGGAAAGUUC
Molecule: messenger RNA, 5198 nt
Organism: Asparagus officinalis (garden asparagus)
Lineage: Eukaryota; Viridiplantae; Streptophyta; Magnoliopsida; Asparagales; Asparagaceae
Product: myosin-17-like
Exons: 39
Coding region: 212-4807 (1531 amino acids)
Biological process (GO): vesicle transport along actin filament; actin filament organization
Cellular component (GO): cytoplasm; vesicle; myosin complex
Molecular function (GO): actin filament binding; microfilament motor activity; ATP binding
Source: RefSeq, a predicted model, not a curated record